ACUCUCUUUCAGUUCCUAACAGACAGACAAACAGCUGCUCUGAACCGAAAAACCUCUCCUUUCUUCUUCAUCAUCAUCUUCUUCUUCUUCACUUCUCAGGCUUUGGAUUUUAUUUAUUUUUAUUUUUUAUGGAUUACUGAAAAUGGAAGAUUCAGAGAAAUUGACGGCUUUGAAGAGGGCAUAUGCCGAUGUCAUCCUCAACACGGCGAAGGAGGCGGCGGCGCGUAUUUUGUCGUCGGAGCGGAAGGCUCUCCGGUUUCAGCGAGAGCUUUUCUCCACUAAAGAAGACGCGCUUCAAAUGCUUCUUAGGCUUAAACAGAUGAUGGAUUCUAAGGUUAAUGAAGCGGAGACCGCAUCUUUGAGUCAGCAGAGAAAGAUCGAAGAGCUUGAAGCACAGCUCCAGGAAGCUGAGGAUAUAGUGAGAGAUCUGAGGGCAGAAUUAAGUGAAGUGCAGGCUCAGUUGGAGAAGGCAAGAAACAAUCAAAUCCAGGCAUUGGAUAAGAAAAAUUUUGAACGUGAUGUUACCACACAAGAAAAUGGACCUUCUGCAAGAAAUGACCAAACACAAGCUUUGCAUGAGCAAAAUUUUAGGGAAGCCACUACUCUUGAAAAUGGAGUCCACAGUCCUGGGUCGACAUUUUCUGACCCUAGCUCAAAACUAGAGCCCUCAGCAAAUUCUGGUAGGAACUCAAUUUUAAAGGGAAAAUUGGAAGGUAGCAAAUGUUACGGUCCCAGUGCUUCUCAAAAGAAUCAGUGCCACAGUGAUAACCCUGGUUUUGCCUCUUUAGUGAUGAGUAGGAAAGAGCCUGAGUUGUACAGGAAUGGGUGCACUCAGAGAAUUCGUGCAUUCGAAAGAAACUCAUUAGAUGGAGGUUUGUCUAUUUCUGAACUAGUUGAUGAUGCAAAGAACGGAACAUUCAUUGGAAGAAGAGAUGAAAGUGAAAGGGCACAUGUAAACAGCACCUCAAAGGCUGCAAACGCUGAGCCACAGGAAAAUCAUGAUAAGCUCGAAGUGAGCCAAAGCGAUUAUAGCCAUGUCCUAGACAUUGCCUUUAAGUCGUUCCGGAGGAAGAGGAAAAGAGGGGCUAGAUAUAAAAGAAAUAAAGCUCCCUCAGCCAUGUAUCGUCCUUGUCAUCAGGUCAUAGGCAUUUUGCAAGAGGUGCCUGGUCUUUCUUGCUCUAGCACGACUCCUCUUACAAUUGAUAAUCAAAAUCAGUCAGAAAAUUGUUCCAAGCAAACCACGGAUGGAGUUUUAAAAGACCCUCAUUCACCUUCAUCUCCAAAAUUACCCUUGGAUAGAAUUGAAAUGGGCACACAGUCAGGAUCUGCAAGUGCUACUGGGAGUCGUGUGGACUUAAUUAAACCUUGUAGUCUUAAGAAGGCAACUAAUGAUGAUAAGGCAUCUCUUAACAAAUCAGAUUUGACAGGACAGGAAAGUUUAGUGGCGGAGUUGGGGGUUCCAGCUCGCAAAACGGAUGUCAAGGAAGCUAAUGAAUCAGAAUGCAGAUUGGAGGCAAAAGUAUCUGAUAUAGAUGAUGGGACUGCUGUCCAACCUGCGAGUAAUAACAGGUUUCUAAAGUACACAUUUUGUAGAAAGCGCAAGAAAGAGCCUUUGAGCAGUUCUGAAGACACUAGCAUUUUGAAAAGAAAGAUGGGGGAGAAACAGAACGGUUCUUUGGAGCCACAGAACUCCAGCAUGUUAACCGAAUCGUCACGAGACAGUCGGCGGCUAGCACAAGUCGCUCGUCAGCUCAUUUCUUUGUCAGAGAAGAAGUGGUGGUAGUAGAGAAUGAAGAUCUAUCCCAUACUUUGCCAAUACAAAACGGUAAGGAAGUUUUUAUAAGAGAAAAAGAAAACCAGACAUUUUGGCCGGGAAACCUUGAUGAACAAGAUUAGCUGCAUUAUUGAAGAGUAGCUGUGGAUCCAUAGUAACUUAUUUUGUAUGUUAUUUACUACAAUUAUUGUAUUUCCUAAUUUUUCUCUUUCUCAAAACAAGAGUAAAAAGACACUUAAGUUUUAUUUAGCAUUUUUCAUUCUUGGAUAUUGCACUAUACGAAGUAUAUGAUUAUUAUUCACUUCUUGUGGA
Molecule: messenger RNA, 2086 nt
Organism: Morus notabilis
Lineage: Eukaryota; Viridiplantae; Streptophyta; Magnoliopsida; Rosales; Moraceae
Exons: 4
Coding region: 143-1783 (546 amino acids)
Source: RefSeq, a predicted model, not a curated record